Molecule: messenger RNA, 1083 nt
Organism: Syngnathus acus (greater pipefish)
Lineage: Eukaryota; Metazoa; Chordata; Actinopteri; Syngnathiformes; Syngnathidae
Product: transcription factor HES-2-like
Exons: 4
Coding region: 46-630 (194 amino acids)
Biological process (GO): regulation of neurogenesis; regulation of transcription by RNA polymerase II; anterior/posterior pattern specification
Cellular component (GO): nucleus
Molecular function (GO): protein dimerization activity; RNA polymerase II cis-regulatory region sequence-specific DNA binding; DNA-binding transcription factor activity, RNA polymerase II-specific
Source: RefSeq, a predicted model, not a curated record
GGUAUCUGUCGAGGAUACAUCUCCAGAACUCAUAGGACGAAGAACAUGUCUCCAAACAUGACUUGUGAUGCUCUAGCAUCCUUUUCCCCUAAGUCCACCGUGGCCAAAAGGAAAGAAGCCCUAGAGCUCAGAAAGACGAUGAAACCAUUGGUGGAGAAAAGAAGGCGUGCUCGUAUUAACGACAGCCUGAACCACUUGAAGGACCUCAUUCUUCCUCUUACCGGCAAAGAUAAAAGUCGCUACUCUAAGCUGGAGAAAGCAGACAUCCUGGAGAUGACUGUGAGGUUCCUCAGUGACAUGCCCCCAGUCCAAAAUAAAAAUUCCACAGACAGUUACAAAGAGGGCUACAAAGCUUGCCACCAGCGCGUCUCUGCGCUCCUUCCGAAAAGCAGCCUCGAGCCCGACGCCACCCGACAGGUGACCGACUUCAUCCAGCGGUCCAUGUCGGCCAACAUCAACAGGCAGUGCCACAACUGCUGCAGCCAGAGCUCCGCGGCUUUCCCGCACAUCCAGCAGAGGCUUCUUAGCCUGAAGUCCAGCCUGGGCCACAAACCCGAGGGCGCGGUGCACCCAAGUGGAGCGCGCUCAGCUCCACAGCUCAACAUUGCCCCCAUGUGGAGACCCUGGUAGAUUAUUCUCGUCUAGUGGGUCCACAGCACGCCCUCGAAACGACUAUGGCAGCAUGUUAUAUACAUGUACAUAUUACAUGUCGACUUGUAUAGGCCUGCGUUUAAGAUUUACCAUAAAUCGACUUAGCCUUGUGAGUAUUGUAUACUUCCCCUUUUGCGUACGCGUCGGUUGUCUUGUAUAAGUUGACAUCUAGACUGUCGUAUUUGGUUAAAACUCCGCAUGUAUGUUUUAGGUUAAAUAUUUGGUCUGUUUUGAUGACUGAAUGAUUAAGGGCUAUUGAAACCGCCCUGUAAGACCCCAAGGGUCACUGUUAGUGAAUUUGCACUGUAUGAUUUCAGUGUUGUGAAUCUGUGCAGAUUGAUUUUGUGGACAUAUUGUGUGUCACUGCAGGUAUCCCUUUCGGGAUGUUUUAUUCCAUUUUACAGCAUUUUUUGUGUUUGUGUAAUGUUUGUA